CUUGCAGAAAUAUAAUGCACAUUGGCCAUUUUCUGACUCUUGUAAUGGUUGAGGAUUAGGGGUCCAUUUUAUUGAAGACUUACAAUGAUAUCUUUGCUACUUUGCCAAUUAUAUACCAUAGAAAACUUGAUUUUUUACGGUUGAACAUUGUUACUGUGCAGAAGUCAUCAUAAUGGUAAAGUUAGAACAGUUACGUCCUCUUUGAAAAGGAGCCCCUGAAUUUAAUUUUCUGGGUAUGUUUUAUGAUGGAACAUUAUUCUUUCUCCCUGAUGUAAAAUGGAAACCUGGUAGGAACUAAGAAGUGAUAGCCAAUAUAUUUGUAUUUGUGUAUCCUUAGAACCUCCCCAGGUGGUGGAGAAUAUUCAUGCGUACACAUGUAUGUGCAGGGAAGCCUGAAUCAUAUGACCAGGGAUCUGUAAAGUGUUAUAUAGAGUCAUUUAUUGAAUGCUAAAUAUCAAAACUCACACCUCAGUCACAUUUGCUCUACAACGGCCGUACGUCAAGUAAAAGCAGCCAUUGUAUUCAUUUUUAUUCAAACCAACUCUAUGUAGCUUGUAAAAAAAAAGUUAAAACGGCUGUUUGCGACUCGACGUAAGGCUGCCAUAGAGCCAAUGUGACUGAGGUAUGAAGAACAGUCUUUUUCAAAUCAAUGUCAGUUUGUAAGGGAGCGUGGGCCCAGUGUGGGUAGCAAGACAAGAUGAUGAAACCCUUUUUACUGUAAAUAUAGAAACUUUUUACUUAAACUGACAUUUUACUUUAAUAAACUGUCAUUCAAGUAGCAAUAUGAAAAAUAAUUUCUUGUCAAAAGGUUAUCGUCAAUUUGCUUGGGAACAUGGACAGCAUGUCAUUUAAAGUCACUCCUUGCACUUGUAAAAGACAAGUAUAUAUUAUUCAAAUUACGUACUGCAUGAUCAGGCAAGCAAACUCUUGUAAAUGCAGAAUGAUAAUUUUUUACAAUGACAAUUUUCCUAUUCCAAUCCCAAUUGAAUUGUACAGUAUGGUUUCUCUUUGUUUGGUGCGCCCAUCAUUAGUCAAUAGCCCAUUCAUAUACUAGCUGUUCUUGUAAAACCAAAUCAUCAGGGCUAACCCCAUGGACUACAGUAAAGAGCAGACUUGGCUUUAAUGUACAAUAUGUAUUUAACAGGACUCAUAUUAAAAACAAGUGUGAAAAGCAAACAAAAUGUUCCUGGGUUCAGGAAAGUAGGGCCACCCUUCAUGAGGGUUAAGGAUAUUACAGGGCUAAGAAUAUAGUGUUAUACAGUGAACAAAUGACAUACAUAGGGAGGAUUGACAAUGAAAGGACAUGAUCCAGCCACUUGUUGAGGUUUUCCUCCUCAAAUAUUGACAAUCAAAAGGACAGAGUGUAAGGUACAGAUUAGGACCUUGUUAAUUUAAAAUUAAUUGAUAAAUUAAUAUUUUGUGAUAGACAAGUUGCUUGCAUAGUUAGGGUUAUUCCCCCACCCAUAUCAUUGGCAUGGAAUCCAAUUGCUUUUAACAGUCACAAGGAAAUCUGCAUGUGUGAUAAACAUUUUAAAGCAUGGAAUAAAUUAUGUGGAUGCAAUAAAAUGGACAUCAUGUAGGAUGUGUAUAUUUUUUAUACUUUGUACGGGCCAGAGGUGGCCAGAGUGGGAAUACUGGUGGUAAAUACUGUCUCGAUAAUUUUUGAGGAAGAUGGGAAAUAGUUGGAAAUGCAGUGAAACACUACAAAAUAUACUUAUUUAAUGAUUUUGAAUAUUGCCCAGGUGUUUCUCAAGAAUAUUCUAGCAUUUCCCUCAAGUACUUCCAAGCAUUUACAUAUUUUUCAAAUAUUCCCCACCUGGAUGGGAAAUGCCUAAAUUUCCUUGGAAAUUGCUGACCCGGAUUUUGUAUAAUUCUAGGGCACAGCAUGGAAAGUAUUGAUGUGAUCACUUUGUCCUGAAUAGAUGUCAACUCCAUUUUCUCUUCUCCUUUCAGCAUAUGGUAAGGUAUUCCUGGUUCGGAAGGUCGGUAACCAUAACCAGGGUAAGCUCUAUGCCAUGAAGGUCCUAAAGAAAGCAACGAUCGUCCAGAAAGCCAAGACUGCAGAACACACUAUGACUGAGAGGCAGGUCCUAGAAGCAGUUAGAAGUUGUCCAUUCCUAGUCACAUUACACUAUGCCUUCCAGACUGACUCCAAGCUCAACCUUAUACUUGAUUAUGUGAGUGGAGGAGAACUAUUCACCCACCUUUAUCAGAGGGAGCACUUCAGAGAGAGUGAAGUCCGUAUCUACAUUGCUGAGAUUGUCAUAGCUUUAGAUUGCCUUCAUCAGCUUGGAAUUAUCUACCGUGACAUCAAGCUCGAGAACAUCCUAUUGGACAAGGAUGGUCAUGUGGUCUUGACAGACUUUGGACUUAGUAAAGAAUUCCUCACAAGUAAUGAUGACAGAGCAUACUCGUUCUGUGGAACGAUAGAGUACAUGGCUCCGGAGGUAGUGAGGGGCGGGAGUGACGGUCAUAACAAGGCUGUUGAUUGGUGGUCUCUAGGUGUGUUGACCUAUGAACUUCUUACAGGGGCUUCCCCAUUCACAGUGGAAGGGGAGAGGAAUUCACAAUCACAGAUAUCACAGUGAGUAUCAAAGUCACAAUCUUUGGGGAGCAUUGGAGGCAAAUAGUGAUUUUGUAGAUCGUGUUAUUUGGCUAAAUAGAAGGAAAAAAAUAAAAUAAAAGAAGAUGGAAUUAAGAUGUAUUUGCCUUUUUCCGGCAACCCAUUUUAUUGGAUAACAUGAUUAUUUUCCCCCUGUAAGAAAGAAUUUAAUUAUUUUCAUUCUUUUGUGAUGCACCUUACGAUUCAUAAAUCUAAAGUGCGCACAGUCAGCCUUGUUGAUGCGCUCACUUCCAUGCGCGCAAACACACGUGCAUACAAAAUAUGCAUGUACACAUGCUCAGUGGUAUACCCUGAGGGAGAGAGCUCAACUGUGCAGUGGAAAAAUAAAAAUGCAUGUUUGCAGUGCAACGGAAAAUAAAAUUUGUAUGCAGCACAAAAUGAAUCAAAUAUUGAAUGGCUUUCAAUCAAUCAAAUGACAAGAAUCUUUGAAUGAGUUGUAUGAUUUGAUAUCUUUUUGGUAAUUCCAAUCAACAAAAUUUCUUUUAAUUUUUGAUAUCGCAAUCUAGCUUACGACAUUAUUCCUUAGCCGUAGCUAAACAAGCUCAGCACAUGCACAAAAAAUGAAAAGACAAUUGUAAACAUUACUUCUUAUCGAUUACAAAAGGUGUCAAAACUUUAAAUUACAACAUAUUUUAGAAAGAUUAUAAGCCCCCCAAAAAAGAAGUCAAGAGUAUUUUCACAUUUUCAGUGCAUAUUUAGCAUAGAAGACGCUUUUGUUAUAAAUAUUGUUAUUU
Messenger RNA from Lytechinus pictus (painted urchin), 3357 nucleotides. RefSeq names its product ribosomal protein S6 kinase alpha-5-like. Lineage: Eukaryota; Metazoa; Echinodermata; Echinoidea; Temnopleuroida; Toxopneustidae. The transcript has 4 exons. The coding region runs from base 1923 to 2588 and encodes 221 amino acids. Gene Ontology annotation, biological process: peptidyl-serine phosphorylation; regulation of DNA-templated transcription. Gene Ontology annotation, molecular function: protein serine/threonine kinase activity; ATP binding. The record is from RefSeq and is a predicted model, not a curated record.